Messenger RNA from Pararge aegeria (speckled wood butterfly), 3355 nucleotides. RefSeq lists its product as uncharacterized. The transcript is spliced from 4 exons. The record is from RefSeq and is a predicted model, not a curated record. Bases 158 to 3091 code for a protein of 977 amino acids. Lineage: Eukaryota; Metazoa; Arthropoda; Insecta; Lepidoptera; Nymphalidae.
GGAAACGGCAGCGUCCUUGUCGUAUUUUCUGAAGCACCGAAAAUAACAUCACACUGCUGUUUUCUCGUUGCCGUAUUCAAGGAUGGAUCAAGUGAUAAUUUCGUUUUUAUAGGCAUAGCAUUUUAUUUUUAUAUCAACAGUUAAAAGACCUUACGCGAUGGGAAAUUCUAAAUCGAAGAAAGUCCAGAAAGAACCCGACAAGUUCUUCGAGCGUGAGCGAUGGAAAGAGCAAAAGAGAGAGGAAAAGAAGAAGAAGAACGUUAAUCUCCAUAAAAGGAGUGCAGUGAAGGAUCCACCCAUACCUCCAUCAGCGAUGAUGGCACCACCUACCCUCGGAACGGGGCCGGCUCACGCACCAGCUCAUGUACGCUCUUACGACGAUGACGCCUUGGAUCGCAUGCGAUACCAACUUGCCAACGACAGUGAUGCCUUUUUAUUAAAUAACAUCCUUUUAUCCGUGCAGUUCUUCGAAAACUAUGAAAGAGAGGUGCAUCAAAUUAAAAAUAACCCCAUCAGCGAACGUCAGCACGUAAUGGACGAAGCAAUGGUGCAUCAUCAUAAGCAUGUGUUCUUUGCGGAUAGAAUCCAAGAAUGUGUGCAAGACCACAUAAUUUACCAAAGACGCCCUGAUAAGUCUGAACCACUCAUAGCUCCACGACUAUUCAUAAUUUACGAUAAUGUAGAAGCAAGUGAGCCUGGAGAUACAUCUGACUACUGUGCUGUUCUCGAUGCACCGUUUUACAAACUUCGGAUAGAAGAUAGUAAGGAGUCAGGAUAUGUAAAGCUGAAAAAGCUCGAAAUUUUAGAAAGCACGCUUCCCAAAGAGGUUGAAACCAAAAUGAUCCCACCAUUUGAUUGUGACGAUAGCAUAUAUACCGAUUCAGAAAAAGAGUCACAUGCAUCCGAUGAUCCACCAUAUUCAGAUAGGGAAGAUGUGCUACAAAAAGUAAAAACAAAACUCUCUAAUCUACGUACAAAGAAAUCCCGUAAUUUGGAUUCUGAAAACUUUGAUAGUAAUAUUUUUCAGGAUGUAAGUAAAAAAGGUAACGAUGAUGAUUGUACAAAAACUGAAGUUGCAUCAAUUAUUCAAUGUGAAGAGAAUGAAGUUUCCUUUAAUUUAGAUAACAAGGAAAAUGUCAUUCAUGAUUUAAAACCCAGAAAAUCAAUUUUGAAGAAUACCAGGCGCCAUAGUGAGACCCAAAAUAAGCAUCAAUUAGAUGGUACCCACAAAUACUUACAAACAAGUCACCUAUCCUUAGAUAAUAUUACAGCUGAAGAUACAGAAACAUCAGGAUACCGAUCAAACGCAAGCAGUCGACAAACAGAAUCAAGUGAAACAGAAUCUGACUAUGGUUAUGCAACUAUAACAGAAUCAACGACACCAAAAAAAGUAGAACUUAGUUUACAGACAAAUUAUGCUACUACUUCUGGAGUCUUACCGGAUGAAAGUUGGGUAACAGUUAAUAUUAGAUCAGUUGACUGGAGUGAUGACGACGACGACGAUGUUGUUUCAAAGGAAACGUUAAAUAGGGAUCUUUAUGAAAACCAUCAUUAUCUAAGUUCUAUAAUUUUUAUGAAUGAUUUUGUAGAUAAUUUUAUCCUACAUUUAGGUUCCGGUUUAGGAUUUUCUCAAGACACUGUAAAAAAUUCGUUAACUCAAGGAGCUAGUAUUUAUUGUAAUGCUAUAAAGAACGUUACGCCUUUUAGUUAUGAAGUUUUUCCGGCUCUAAUAGCCGCUUGGCCAAAUUCCGCCAAUCAAUGGAUUAUACGGGAGAGAAAAAUAAUUCAAAAUCCGCGUACGAACUUUAGCUAUCAAUGGCCAACAAGAUAUAUGGUAAGCAAAGCCAUUGGAUUCGGUUGCUUAUUGGUACCAAUAGGAUUUAGGCCAAAACGGGGGAUUAACCCGGAUCAAAAGUUACAAUGGAAAGUUAUGUUUCCAGCAGCAGAACGCUAUUUAGAGAGUUGUUUGGCCCAUUCUCAUAUGCGAUGUUAUUUGUUUGCUUUAACCUUGCAAAAAACUUUUAUGGAGAAUGAAACAUCAAAAAUCGGAAUUGAUGCUAGUCACAUUAAAAAUCAUUUAUUUUGGCAAUGUGAAGAUAACUAUGCCAGAUGGCCAGAAGAUCGUCUUGGAGAGUCUCUACGGUUAUUUUUACGAACGUUUUAUAUUCAUUUUGGAAAGUCACGGUUUCCAAAUUACUUUAUCGAAAGUUGCAAUGAGUUCAAAUGCAUCCCAAAACCUCUUCUAUUAAAACUACAAAGAAAACUAGCAGACAUCUUAGAGGCACCUGUCAUGCAUUUGUUACAUGCUAUCAACAAAUUGAAAUAUGCAAAGAAAGAUUUUUAUCCAAAAUUUAAUUGCUUGAGGCUUUAUGACAUUUUAACUUGCAAAAAUCCGUUGCGAAUUUUAAACCCACAGUUACCAGUUGUUGUUUCCAAUUAUAAUGAAAGUUCAGAUAGCGAAGAUGAGCGACUAAAUAAUAUAUGGGAUAAAGCAAAGGCUCACGACAAAGACUAUCAAUGGAAAAAGGAAAAACUAAAACAAUUGAAAGAAAGACGGGCUAAUACGGCAAAUAAAAAACAAAAAAAAUCUGGAAAAGUAGAAAUAGAGAUUAAUAAAAGUAUUAUUUUACCAAUGAAAAUGGAAGCAGAACGCCGGCGAUUGGUGCUGGAGUUCUUCAUACCACAUUUCAUAGCGAUGGCACGGUCAAGUGAAAAGUUUGAUACUUUAAGACAGGCAGUAAUUUAUCUGGAGCAGGCCAAAAGAUUGUGUUAUCUUUUGCGAGAGGAACCCGCUGGAGAUGGUACAGCUAAUGAGUAUUUAGAUGUCAUUCGGGAUAAAUUAAGCGACUGUCAACGUAAACUUGUGAAUCAGGGAGGUUAUAAAUUACCACCGAGAGAUAAAGUUAACACGGAACGUAACGGGCAGGCUCAUUUUAUUAGAAAACAUCGGCCAAAAUGUGAGCAUAUCAUAAAUCAGGAUUCUGAUAGUAUCACACCGUUUACUUUUGCAGAUAUACAUAUGGAAAAUAAUUUUAUUCAAGAUGUGAAGAAGUACCUUGAUAUGAAUGGUACAGAAGAAUCGAAAUUAUAAAUGUCACCGAAUUUUGUAAAUACAUAUUAAGUAUUUUUUAACAUUAUUGAUCUAAAUUUUAAUGAAUGACUUUAGUGUUGGUACUCUUAUUUAAAACAUUCAAAGUUAUCUGCUUGUUAUAUCUACCUACUGUAUUUUGCUAAAACAAUCAUUUUCGGAGAAAUGUUAUGAUAAUUUGGAAUCUCUUUUUAAUCAUCAAGUAGCGUGUAAUAUUUAUAAGUACUUAAUUUAAAAUACUGUAUCAAUCAAACACCACAAAAUAUU